AUGCCGAGGGUGUCGAUCAAGCUCACCUCGGCCGCCCGUAGAAACGCGAGGACGCCAGCUGAAGGUGCCAAGGCUCCGGCCGCGCCCGUACCGGCGGCGACGAUUCUGCGGGGCCCCUUGGUCGCGCACCGGGAGGGCGGUAAGCGCACCGGCAACAGCGACCACGGGAGCGACAAAGACGACUACAGCUUUCUCGAGGACGACUUCAGCUUUGAUGACGAUGAUUUGGAGGACUCAUCGAGCUCACCAACGGCGUGCCCGUUCAAGGCUGCAGUAGAAGCAACAGAGCUUGCUCAGAAGGCCAAGGACGAGCUUUGCCUGGCGAAACUCCAAGCGGAGAAGAGGAAGGAUACGGUCGGCCAGAAAAUGCGGGAAACCGAUGUGGCGUGGAUCCAACAGCUUUCCGUCAAAGCCAUGAACGCAAUCACUGCCGCAUCGAACAUGACUUCCGGUGCUGCUGCCGCCAUGUAUACGGCGAGUCGCGAGGACCCCAAAAAUCAGGCGACGGGUUCAGCGGCGGCGGUGACGGCGGCGGGAACGUGCUCGACUUCGGCCCCUUCCAGUGCGCCUCAACGGCGGAGAUGGAAGCGCAUCAACCGGAACGUCAACGCAUCUGUCGCAACCCCCCCUGCGGGAACUUCUCAGCCAGGAGAACGGAGGACCACCACCACAGCAGUCAUGGAAGUGCACACGAAGCGCGGUAUCAACGCCAGCGGCACGAUGGCCACCGCUGCCAAGCCCCGUCCAGCACGAAAUGCGUCUUCCGACGAAACCUGCACGGGGAUGGCGAUGGAAGAGGAGCAGCCACAUUCGACGGAGUCAGCGGUGGCAUGCAUCGGUGCAACUCCCUGGGCCAUGCCCUCCGCACCGGCUGCUCUGCCCGCACCGGCAUCUGCACCUGCGGGUGACUCGGACAUGGCGAUCGUCGAGGACCAGGCUUGCCAGAUGACGGCGGCGGCAGCCUUAUUGGCCAUAACCGCAAGUCCAUGGGUUAUUCCCCCAGCCCCGGCUGCUCUGCCUGUGCCGGCCGCUGUGCCUGCCGUCGGUGAAAUAUCGGCUAUGGAUCAAGAGCAGGCUAGCAAGUCGACGGCAGCCGAAGCGUUGAUAGCCAUGCCCGCAACUUCCUCGGCUAUGCUCCCGGCCCUGGCUGCUCUGCCUGCGCCGGCCGUUGUACCUGCCGUCAGUGCGGUCUCGGCGAUGGUUGAGAACCAGGCACGUUCGACGGAAUCAGUGGUGGCAUGUAUCGGUGCAACUCCCUGGGCCAUGCCCUCCGCACCGGCUGCUCUGCCCGUGCCGGCAUCUGCGCCUGCGGGUGACUCGGACAUGGCGAUCGUCGAGGACCAGGCUUGCCAGAUGACGGCGGCGGCAGCCUUAUUGGCCAUAACCGCAAGUCCAUGGGUUAUUCCCCCAGCCCGGGCUGCUCUGCCUGUGCCGGCCGCUGUGCCUGCCGUCGGCGAAAUAUCGACUACGGAUCAAGGGCAGGCACGCAAGACGGCGGCCGCGGCACCCUUAUUCGCCAUGCCCGCAACUCCCUGGGCCAUGCCCCCCGCACCGGCUGCUCUGACUGUACCGGCCGUUGUACCUGCCGUCAGUGCGGUCUCGGCGAUGGUUGAGAACCAGGCACGUUCGACGGAAUCAGCGGUAGUAGUCAAGCCCGCAACUCCCUGGAGUAUGCCCGCUGCCCCGGCUGCUCUGCCAGUACCGGUCGCUGUGCCUGCCGUCGGUGAAAUAUCGGCUAUGGAUCAAGAGCAGGCUAGCAAGUCGACGGUAGCCGAAGCGUUGGUAGCCAUGCCCGCAACUUCCUCGGCUAUGGUCCCCGCCCUGGCUGCUCUUCCUGCGCCGGCCGUUGUACCUGCCGCCAGUGCGGUCUCGGCGAUGGUUGAGAACCAGGCACAAUCAGCGGUAGCAGCCAUGCCCGCAACUUCCUCGGCUAUGCUCCCGGCCCCGGCUGCUCUGCCUGUGCCGGCCGCUGUGCCUGCCGUCGGCGAAAUAUCGGCUAUGGAUCAAGAGCAGGCUAGCAAGUCGACGGCGGCGGAAGCGUUGGUAGCCAUGCCCGCACCUUCCUCGGCUAUGGUCCCCGCCCUGGCUGCUCUUCCUGCGCCGGCCGUUGUACCUGCCGCCAGUGCGGUCUCGGCGAUGGUUGAGAACCAGGCACGUUCGACGGAAUCAGCGGUAGUAGCCAUGCCCGCAACUCCCUGGAGUAUGCCCGCUGCCCCGGCUGCUCUGCCCGUGCCGGCCGCUGUGCCUGCCGUCGGUGAAAUAUCGGCUAUGGAUCAAGAGCAGGCUAGCAAGUCGACGGCGGCGGAAGCGUUGGUAGACAUGCCCGCAACUUCCUCGGCUAUGCCCCCCGCCCUGGCUGCAUUGCCUGCGCCGGCCGUUGUACCUGCCGUCAGUGCGGUCUCGGCGAUGGUUGAGAACCAGGCACGUUCGACGGAAUCAGCGGUAGUAGCCAUGCCCGCAACUCCCUGGAGUAUGCCCGCUGCCCCGGCUGCUCUGCCCGUGCCGGCAUCUGCGCCUGCGGGUGACUCGAAGAUGGUUAUGGAUGAGGGGCAGACACGCAAGACGGCGGCCGCGUCAGCGUUGGUAGCCACCGCAGCAACUCCCUCGACUAUGCCGCCUGUGCUGGCCGCUGUGCCUGCUGUCGGUGGGAUCUCGGCGAUGGAUGAGCAGCGGCCUUGCAAGACGGCGGCGGCGGCGUCAACGACAGCGGUCAAGACCGCCGCCACCUGGUCAAUGGCUCCUCUACUGGCCGCUCUGGCUGUUUCGGGAGAGCAGGCCGGUGAGCAGGAUGGGGCGACGGGGGUGCAGGAAAGCAAGAAGGAGGACGAGGAGUUGGGAGAGGGAGAUAUUCGACUCGAGCGCAAGGCUUCCAUCGAGGAGGCCCAGGGCGAGCCAAACCGAUCCCGGGGGCUAGGCGACAGCGAACAUGGUGGCGUCGGCCGAAGGGCUGAACAUAACGCCACAGUAUCUCCGCCCAGGUUGUCACCCCCCGCCCCUUCAAAGACCCGCCAAACGGCGGUAGCAGUGGCCGAGCCGCUGGCGGCCAAGACUGAGGAACAAGUGCCGCUGUUGGGGCUUGCCGAGACCAACUCCAGACCAUCACACCCCACAUGCGCACCGGUAGCGGCGACGACGGUAGCGGAUCCAGCCUACGGAGAGACUACCAAAGGGUUCAUCACCUUUUCACAAGGCGCUGCUCUUGACGACAAGGCCCCCACCACUGCCUCCACGUCAUCGAGGGAUACCGCUCAGCUGCUGCUUCUGAGAGACAGAGCGGUGCUGCGGGAACGGAAGAGGGCGGAGAUGAAGAUGUCGUCGAGGUCGUCUUUGUUGACCAUGGCCUCCCCAGCCAGAGCAGCAGCGGCGAGGACGAGGACCCGCGCUCGUUUCUCCCGGCAAGCCAGGGCCGCCCGCAAGGCGCUUCGGCGAGAGGACGUGAUGUCUCGCGGGACAUCAGUGUUGUGGCGUGGUGACGGCAGCAACAACGGUGGAACGACUACGGUGGGUAAGGAGGGGGGGAGGAGGCAAGGGACAACCGUGACGACGGUAAGGUCGCCAACACCCCUAACGGCUCGGUCGAGGCCUCUCAGAGCCAGUCCUGGUCGUUGUCCGCGGAGAUCGUUCAACGACCGCAGCAGCGGCAGCAGCAGAAGCAACAGGAGCGAUUUUCGACCCUUGUCGGAAUGCACCGCAUCGUGUCCGAUAUCCGGACGGUGA
Molecule: messenger RNA, 3717 nt
Organism: Ectocarpus siliculosus
Lineage: Eukaryota; Phaeophyceae; Ectocarpales; Ectocarpaceae
Source: the annotation of a GenBank genome assembly